UGCUUUGUGCAUGCUAAAUCCGACCACUAGUAAUCCAGAAAUAAUUGGGAUAGCACAGAGACUAUUGUUACCAUUGCAAAUGCUAAACUAAACAUAAUACAAGGCUCUUUUCUUUGAGCAAUGAGGUUCAAAACAAGAAUUAGCAAUCUAUAUACCCUUACUCGGUUGGUACAGUCGCUGGACAAAAUUGGGAAAUUUUGUUGGCUACGACUGAUGCCAGAAACAGUAAAUUUUAUUAUUAUACCGGAUUUUCGAAUGACACAGGUGUGGGCAGUUUUGGAAGUGGAAACUAUAUUUGAAGAUUAUGUUGUUCAAAGUAAUGCGGAAAAUGUAAUCAAUUUAGAGAUACCUGUCGACAACUUUUAUAGAGCACUACGUUCUGCGGCAAAUGCGAGCGAUUCUACAAUACGCCUUUCCAAGAAAAAUAAUCAACCCUUGUUAUCAUUGUCUACAACUUGGAGCGGACGUGCAUUUGGGUCUAAUGUCGUGACACAUAACAUCCCGAUUCGAGUUUUAUCUCAUUCAUAUGUCUCUGUAAUUAAAGAGCCUACGGCUCCUGAACCAGAUUGUCAUAUAUUCUUUCCAAGCCUAAAUAUAUUACGACAAGUGGCCGAUAAAUACAAAAAUAUGUCGGAUCGAGUGAUUAUUUCGGCCAACAUGUCUGGAGAACUACAGCUUUCUGUGUCGACCCCAGCAGCGAAAGUAACUACUAGAUGGAAAGACCUUGAAAACCCAGAGCUGGAUCCUUCACAAGUGGAGGAUGUAAGUAGGCAUCCCUCUCAAACUCGAAACCCUAAAGAAUUUGUACAUAUGCGGCUUGAUGCGAAAGAUUUAGUGAAUAUGCUUCGUAUUUCUAGUGUAGCUAGAAGAGUUAUAGCAUGUUUCUGCGAAGGGCAUGCACUUGUAUUAUAUGUGUACAUUACGGAUCCUGAAGAUGAGCACACCGCUGUGCUUACUUACUAUAUUAGUACUUAUGUUGACUAGCUUUAUGAAAUCAUGAAGUGUAUUUAUUUUUUGAAGAUAUACUAGGAAUAAAAUGUUUGAAUCAUUUCGUUGGGUAAAAUAAGACCAUGUUACUAUCGUGAGGUCUUUAAGAAGUUGAAUGGAUCUUUCUAAGAAUCGUCUGAUUCAAAGAAUCAUACCAAAAGAGAAAUUUUCUACAAGAAGACGGGCUCGGAUCUGCUUACGAUGGCAUCCCAAAACCAAUUUCAAAGCACGUUCUUUACAAUUCGAUGAAACAACAGAAAACAAUCCCACUAAUCAGACUAUGGUAAAUUUGAUUGAAUCAUAGUUAAACUGAAUAUUUAUACGCUUUUCUUUCUACCAAUUUAUCGUUUUU
Schizosaccharomyces cryophilus OY26 is the source of this 1339-nucleotide messenger RNA. Its product is annotated as checkpoint clamp complex protein Hus1. Gene Ontology annotation, biological process: double-strand break repair via homologous recombination; telomere maintenance; nucleotide-excision repair. NCBI's taxonomy places the organism in Eukaryota, Fungi, Ascomycota, Schizosaccharomycetes, Schizosaccharomycetales, Schizosaccharomycetaceae. The record is from RefSeq and is a predicted model, not a curated record. Gene Ontology annotation, cellular component: checkpoint clamp complex; site of double-strand break; nucleolus. The transcript has 5 exons. The coding region runs from base 121 to 984 and encodes 287 amino acids.